AUGGCGCGAAGAUGUUCCUUGACGCAGCAAUUACAGAGACUCUUUGUUGUCAAGGACACCAGUUUGGUCAAGGGCCUCGGCGGCGUUCCCGUUAUCCAGGAAGAACUAGACGCCAUUCCUCGGAAGUUCUUGGAAAAGAAGCAAUGGAGCGAGCCCUUGGUUCGCCAAUUCCAGCAAGCGUUUCCUGAGGCUGCCGGAGAGAUCAACAAGUUCAGUCUCGCAAGAGCUGCAGGGUAUAUCACAAAAUUCCACCAGGUCAUUGGCUGGGAAUUGAAUGGGAACGCGAACGGAGAUCCCCACAGGUUUGACUGGCUCCUUGUCAAGGCCUGUGCAAGAUUCUGGCGUGCGAAGGACAACGUCUCCGUGGGCCCAAAGCAUCUUCAUCCACGGAAGGACGAUCUCGAUUCCUGGGCGCGGGAGUACAAGCAUGGAAAAGGGCCGGCGUGGAUGACCCCCGCUCGCCUUGAUGCCCACGCACAUCCGCAGAUCAUCAAGUCUUUUGCGGAAAUCCAAAAUCUCAAGUCACUCUCCCCCAUCUUCGCCGAGAUCCUGGAUACGCGACCUCCUACUAUUCGUCAAGGUAGGAAGGAAUACCAGAACACCCACGGUCGUAUCGAGAAUAUGCCAGAGAACCAUGAGCUACGCGCCAUGGCCAAUGGAGAUGAAGAAGAGGUCUAUCUCGGCCCUAUCAUCUACACCAAAUUCUGGUUUCCUGUCCUGCAGAGGUUCUAUCAGAGCAACAACCCCAACGAUAUCCCAGCGCUACCGCGCGAAAAUGUCAUGCCUGGCUGGGGAGAUGGAGAUCUCAUGAGCAGCGGAUGUCCAGAUCGCAUGAAGAAGUAUGAUGUGUACGUCAAGAAGUGCAAGAAGUUCGGACGCAAUGCGCUCGUUGUCUACCUCUUGUCGGAGCUGAAACGGUCCGUUGGCAAGCAGAGAGAGUUUAAGUCUAUCUUGAAAAGGAUCAAUAUCUGCCUACAGGAAGGUCUUUUCGACAUUUCCCCGGAGGAACUUCAGCGGAACAAGGAAACGAACAUCCACAUGCUGCCGCCGGAGUACCUACUUUCAGGAGUGUAG
Messenger RNA from Lasiodiplodia theobromae, 1074 nucleotides. RefSeq lists its product as uncharacterized. The record is from RefSeq and is a predicted model, not a curated record. The transcript is spliced from 2 exons. The coding region runs from base 1 to 1074 and encodes 357 amino acids. NCBI's taxonomy places the organism in Eukaryota, Fungi, Ascomycota, Dothideomycetes, Botryosphaeriales, Botryosphaeriaceae.